Beta vulgaris subsp. vulgaris (sugar beet) is the source of this 2542-nucleotide messenger RNA. Its product is annotated as protein DAMAGED DNA-BINDING 2. The record is from RefSeq and is a predicted model, not a curated record. Gene Ontology annotation, biological process: DNA repair; response to UV. The transcript has 11 exons. The coding region runs from base 447 to 2090 and encodes 547 amino acids. Gene Ontology annotation, molecular function: protein binding; damaged DNA binding. Gene Ontology annotation, cellular component: Cul4-RING E3 ubiquitin ligase complex; nucleus. Lineage: Eukaryota; Viridiplantae; Streptophyta; Magnoliopsida; Caryophyllales; Amaranthaceae.
AAUGGAGCUGAAUUGAACUGAACUGAACUGAUCUGAACUGAACUGAAAAUAAGCUGGGGAGAACAGACCCUUACAAUAAUCUACUCUAUUCUUAUAAACGAUAAGGUUGAAGCUCCCCUCAUGCAGAGUCUAACUUUUUUUGGCUCACCUUUAUAAAAAAAAAACAAACAAACAAUGUGGUCAUCAAUACGACGACGUCACUGGAAAGUGAGACAUUGGUCUGAAGUCACAGUUAACGGUUCUAAGAAAGCCACGUCAUCUCCCGCCAACUUCAAUCAACCUACAAGGGUAAAACAGUAAAUUCCAAACCACUUUUUCUUUUCCCAACUGAAGGCGGUUGUUCUUCCUCUUUCUCUCUCUAACUCCUCUACUUCCUUCCUCAAAAUUCAAAGACUCCAUUUUUAUACUCUUUUGAGCAUUUUUACAAGUGAAGUGAAUUGACCAAAAUGCCACCGAGAACAAGGAGAGCAGCAUCACCCAAAUUUGUAAUUGCAAGAGAUGAAGAUUCUGAAGAAAGCUCUUCUGAUGAAGAACUUGAAAAUGGCGUCGAUAAUAGUGAAAGCGACGAACUUGAAGAACAAGAACAAAUUCAACACUCUAUUGAAGAGAUUAAGAGGAGAGAGAAAAUACCCAUCACCAUUUCUCUCAAAAAAGUCUGCAAAGUUUGUAAGAAGUCAGGACAUCAAGCAGGUUUUCAAGGGGCUACUUAUAUUGAUUGUCCUAUGAAGCCUUGUUUCCUUUGCAAAUUGCCUGGCCAUACAACAAUGAACUGUCCUCACCGUGUAGCUACCGAGCAUGGUGUCGUGCCAGCACCUCGUAAAAGUACUCGUCACUCAGUGGACUAUAUUUUUGAACGCCAGCUUAGGCCACAUGUACCUGCUAUCAAGCCUGGAUUUUUGAUCCCGAAUCAAGUGACACGUGCAGUUAUCAGAUACCAUAGUAGACGUGUUACAUGCUUGGAAUUUCAUCCGACAAAUAAUAAUAUCCUUCUAUCUGGGGACAAGAAAGGUCAACUUGGAGUCUGGGACUAUGAUAAAGUAUACGAAAAGAGAGUUUAUACGAAUAUUCACUCUUGCUUACUCAACAGUAUGAGAUUUAGUUCAGUUAAUGAUGGAACUAUCUUUGGUGCUUCCUCUGAUGGGACUAUUAGCUGCACCGACUUAGAAACUGGAAUCUCGGAAUCAAUGAUGGACCUCAAUCCCAAUGGUUGGAAUGGUCCAAGCAGUUGGCGGAUGCUUUAUGGGUUAGAUAUUAACUCAGAGAAGGGGCUUGUUCUAGUUGCUGAUAACUUUGGCCUUCUGUACAUGUUGGAUACACGUACCAAGGGUAAAAUAGGGGAGGCUGUCUUGAUUCACAAAAAGGGUAGCAAGGUUGUUGGAUUGCACUGUAAUCCUGUGCAACCAGAUCUUCUCUUGAGUUGUGGAAAUGAUCACUUCGCUCGUUUAUGGGAUAUACGUCGAUUAGAAGCUGGAUCUUCUCUUGGCAAUCUUGCUCAUCGCCGAGUGGUAAAUUCUGCCUAUUUCUCUCCACAUACAGGGAGCAAAAUUCUAACUACGGCUCAAGACAAUCGUAUACGUGUUUGGGACUCUAUUUUUGUCAAUAUGGAUUCACCAAGCCGUGAAAUUGUGCAUAGCCAUGAUUUUAAUCGUCAUUUGACUGCUUUUCGAGCUGAAUGGGAUCCCAAGGAUUCAUCAGAGUCUCUUGUUGUCAUUGGUCGUUACAUCAGUGAAAACUACAAUGGUGUUGCUCUGCAUCCCAUUGAUUUCAUAGAUGUGAGCACAGGGCAACUAGUUGCUGAGGUGAUGGACCCAAAUAUCACAACCAUCAGUCCUGUGAAUAAACUGCAUCCAAGAGAUGAUGUCCUCGCUUCUGGUAGUUCAAGGUCUCUAUUUAUCUGGGGGCCUAAGGAUAAAUCUGAGGAUGUGCAAGUGAAGGAUGAAAAGAAAACAAUUGUUUUUUGUGGAAAGGCUGACAAGAAACUAAGGAAGAAGCUCGGAGAUGAAAGUGAUGAGUCCGAUGAUGAAUUAUUGAAGUCUAAGGGGAAGAUGUCGAAGACAAAGGCACCUGCCUUGAAAAAGGUCAAGAAGUGAUGUUCCAGAAUUCUGCCUAAUAUUACAUCUUUGAGGUUAAGAGAGUUUUUGCUAACCAAAUCGUGUACAUAUACUUUAGCUGGAUUUAUAGUCUAGAGCUCUGACUGGAAAUGCAUCAACUUCGGAAAAGACGACGCAUAAAUCUUUUGUAUUGCAUUGGGAAUUGGCUGAAUGAGUUGUGUUCUUCAAAGUUCACAUUGGCUCUUCCUGAAGACCAACCGCGUUUUUGCUGUUUGGUGCAACUAGCUACCUGAACAUCGGCAUGGAAUAUGAUGUACCUUGAUUGGGGUUGAUUGGUACAAGUCUUUUGAGUUGUCCGCCAUAGUGGCCUCAUCAUUUUGAUUUUAGAUAGGCUGCAAGGGCAGAUAAUUGUAACUGGUUGUGUAUCUGUAUAUACAUAUUUCGUCGUUCCCUAGUUUUAAGUUUUAACUUGCAUCAGGUUUGGUUGCUUC